Molecule: messenger RNA, 1391 nt
Organism: Arabidopsis thaliana (thale cress)
Lineage: Eukaryota; Viridiplantae; Streptophyta; Magnoliopsida; Brassicales; Brassicaceae
Product: Biotin/lipoate A/B protein ligase family
Exons: 4
Coding region: 364-1152 (262 amino acids)
Source: RefSeq, marked reviewed
UAUCGAUCUUUAUAAAACACAUUCUCUUUGUGGCAUUACAUCGAACACCUUGCGCGCAUAAGGGUUUUUUCGAGAAACCGAUAAAGCUUCUGGUCAAGCUAGAGGCUUUCACAGCUGUAAUACAGAAUUCUCCAGUUCCAUUGAAGUCGGAGAUCGUACCGUCACCGGAAUCUGAUUUCAGGUAAGCUUCUCUUCUUAUUGGAAUCGAGAUUUGAUAACACAAAUCCGACCAAAGAUUCGAAAUUUCGAGAUUUGUCUGGUUUUAGUGUCCAGGGUCUUUGUGGGUUUUUGAAGAACGAGAUUAAAGUUUGGUUAUUUGUAGAAAUUGAAAAGUCUCUGUUUUGAUGAAGGGCUCAGGUUAAGAUGAGUUUAAGUAGAGCAAAGGAUUUGAGACUUCCGUUGAUGAAUUUGGUUAGACUUAAAGGUACACCAAUUUUGGAGCAACUUCAUUUAGAAGAAAGGCUUCUUAGAACAUCUUCUGAUAAUUGGUGCAUUGUUAAUGAUGGAACCAAUGUUCCUACCAUUGUGAUGGGAAUGUCAGGGAAGCCUUCUCAGCUUCUUGAGGUUGGACCAGUUAUGGAAGAUCGAAUACCGGUGAUUAAACGAUUUACGGGAGGAGGAACUGUGAUUGUGGAUAAGAGUACUUUGUUUGUGAGUUUGAUUUGUAACAAGGAUGAUGUACCAAAUGUUCAGCCUUAUCCUCGUUCUGUUAUGGCUUGGAGUGGUUCGUUGUAUGAUGAAGUGUUUAAGAGUGUUAAUGGUUUCCAACUACGUGAGAAUGAUUAUGUGUUUGGUGAUCGUAAGUUCGGUGGGAAUGCUCAAUCGAUAAUUAAGAAUAGAUGGAUUCACCAUACUUCAUUUCUAUGGGACUAUGAUGUGAGAAACAUGGCUUACCUUAAGCUGCCUUCGAGAGUGCCACAGUACCGGUUGGAAAGAGAUCACACAGAUUUCGUGUGUAGAAUGAAGGAUUACAUUGAAAGAUCAGAUUUUGUUGAGAAGACAGUAAAAGCUGUAAGGAACCAAUUCACAUUGAAGCAAGUGAACCUUGAAGAUAUUGAUUCCUAUGCGAAAGGAGGAUAUUUGAAGACUACGAGGCUUCUUACGAUGGAAGAACUCGAAGAAGCAAUGGCUGAUACCAUUCAAAACACAUGAGAGUAUUGCUAUAGUUUAUUUGGUUCUCGAUUCUUUACCUCGGGUUAGACCGUUAGAGCCACCACUACUUGAGAUAAUUUUGUGCUGGUUAUUGAUUUUGUAAUACUGAUUUAAAACUUUGAAUCAGAAAAGAAAAGAUACUUGAUGUCUUUAGCUUGUCAUGUUAAUGGCUAACAAAAGAAAAGUCAGAGACUUUGAUAAUAAUGACAGGAGUAAGCAACUUCUUGAUUAGUUCCCAC